Pectinophora gossypiella (pink bollworm) is the source of this 1920-nucleotide messenger RNA. RefSeq names its product mitogen-activated protein kinase 15-like (gene Erk7). Gene Ontology annotation, molecular function: ATP binding; MAP kinase activity. Gene Ontology annotation, biological process: protein phosphorylation; intracellular signal transduction. The record is from RefSeq and is a predicted model, not a curated record. The transcript has 8 exons. Gene Ontology annotation, cellular component: cytoplasm; nucleus. Lineage: Eukaryota; Metazoa; Arthropoda; Insecta; Lepidoptera; Gelechiidae. Bases 252 to 1892 code for a protein of 546 amino acids.
UUGAUUGGGGUCUCUUCAAUUUAUAUCGAUUUGUCGGUUGCUUAGUGUGUUGUUAGAGAUCAAUAUAGUUUAAAAUGAUGGUCGGCACGCGCGGCUAUCAUAUUCAAAUGAGUUUACGAUGUAGAAGGGCGCUGAAUUUACAUAUUACGAUAACCGACAUGCCUGUCUUGAGUCCUUCAUAAAUAAUGUCCUUUGAAUUGUAGAGCGGAAUUUUGCAUUAGCGAUUUGAACAACGAGGUUUUGUGUGCAAUAUGAGUCAGAAUCAGCCUAAUGUGAGGAAAGAGGAGAGGAAGAAGGAUGCAGCACAAAAACCUGCCCAGAAAAAGAGCCCGGAAAAGAAUAUGUCUGAAAUUGAUGAGCAUAUACUGAAGAGGUUCGACAUAAAGAAGCGUCUAGGUAAAGGCGCGUAUGGCAUCGUGUGGAAGGCUGUUGACAAGAAGACUAAGGACGUGGUCGCUAUCAAGAAGAUCUUCGAUGCGUUCAGGAACCAGACGGACGCGCAACGCACCUUCCGGGAGAUCAUCUUCCUACAGUCGUUCAGGAAUCAUCCCAACAUCGUUAAGCUGCAUAGUAUUCACAGGGCUCUAAAUAACCGGGAUAUCUACCUUGGCUUCGAGUACAUGGAGACGGACCUGCACAACGUGAUCAAGCGCGGCAACAUCCUCAAGGACAUCCACAAGCGGUACAUCAUGUACCAGAUGCUGAAGGCCACCAAGUACAUACACUCCGGGAACGUCAUACACAGGGACCAGAAGCCCAGCAACGUGCUUAUUGACAGCGCUUGCAGGGUGAAGCUAGCAGACUUCGGUCUGGCGCGGUCGGUGUCGAGCAUGUACUCGGGCGGCGAGGAGGGCGCGGACCCCUGUCUCACGGACUACGUAGCCACACGCUGGUACCGCGCGCCGGAGAUACUCAUCGCUAGCAAGAACUACACAAAGGGCAUAGACAUGUGGUCGCUGGGCUGCAUCCUGGGCGAGAUGCUGACUGGCAAGCCUCUGUUCCCGGGCACCUCCACCGUCAACCAGGUGGAGCGUAUCAUGGCCGCGCUGCCCAAACCCUCCUCUGAAGACAUAACAGCAGUGUGCUCCGGCUAUGGCUCGUCGCUCAUCCGCGAGCAAGUGUCGGGCGGGGCUGCGGGCGGAGCGCCGCUAACGUCCCUGCUGUCGUGCGCCCCGCGGGACGCCGCCGACCUGGUGCAGCGCCUGCUGCUGUUCAACCCCGCCAAGCGGCUCAGCGCUGAAAGAGCGCUUGACCACGAAUAUGUUGCCAAGUUCCAUUGCGAGCGAGACGAGCCGACGCUCCCAUCAGAUGUAUUACUUCCCCUUCGCGAUGACAAGCAGAUGUCAGUGGACGACUACAGGAACAAGCUCUAUAGCAUCAUGGCCAAGACCUCGCACGGACACCAGCCGCAGACAAGGAAGAACCAUACCAGUACGAAGCCUCACCCAAUGCAAGCUCCAACAAAGAGCAGCAAGAGCUACCACGAGCCAGAACCGACCCGAAUUUAUUCCAAGAGCAAGAUCAGUGUCUCCGCAGACCAGAAGUCUCGGCAGAAACCCGCGCAGACCAAGUCCACCGAACGGCAUAUCAAGGAGUACCGCUCAGAACAAACUGGCCAGAAGCCUUUACGAGCCAUGGAGUACGAACGCCACGACUGGCUUGAGACUAACUGCCGAGGGGAUUACUUCCAACCAGUCACCAGACAAUCGCCGUCUAGAAGCGGAUUCAUGAGUGGGGACAAGAAGACGGUUCAGCAACGAAGGAGUUCCACCUCCUUCUCGACAAUAACUCUAGGAGGUGACGCCGAUUACAUAAGGUGUGUAAGGCCAAGUCAGAAGUACGGAGUGAUCACAGCCAGUGCCUUCAUGGACCUACGGACCAGCAUGAGAUGAGUUCAGGUAGGUAGCGCGUAGAAUCUCA